Messenger RNA from Plasmodium vivax (malaria parasite P. vivax), 969 nucleotides. Its product is annotated as steroid dehydrogenase kik-i, putative. The record is from RefSeq and is a predicted model, not a curated record. The transcript is spliced from 5 exons. NCBI's taxonomy places the organism in Eukaryota, Apicomplexa, Aconoidasida, Haemosporida, Plasmodiidae. Gene Ontology annotation, molecular function: oxidoreductase activity. The coding region runs from base 1 to 969 and encodes 322 amino acids.
AUGAUAAACUACAUCCCUCCGCUCUUUGUGAAGCCUCUCCUGUACAUUGGUUUAGUCGUCUUUUUAAAACAUGCUUUGUGCCUCGUCUACUGGUUGUUAAAUUGUCUCAAGUGCAAAGUAUUUGCCAGAAGACUGGGAAGCUAUGGCGACACGGUUAUCAUCACUGGGUGCACGGACGGAAUUGGAAAGAGCUUGGCAUAUUCGCUGAUAAGUGAAAAUGUAAAUUUAUUCCUCAUAAGUCGUAACGAGGAUGCGCUGAAGAGCAUGAAGGAGGACCUACUCCAGAAGAACAGGAGCUACAAGGGGCAGAUAGAUUAUGCGGCGUUUGAUUAUAAUGCAAAUAGCUUCACCUCCUAUAGGGGUAUUCAAGAAAAGAUCGAAAAGUUGGAUGUCGGAAUUUUGAUCAACAAUGUGGGCGCUUCCUACCCGCACCCCCUGUACUUCCACGAAAUGGACGUUCACCUGGUAGAGCAGCUGGUGAACGUGAAUUUGCUGUCAUCCUACUACAUGACGAAGUUGGUGUUGCCGGGAAUGAUGCGGAAAAAGAAGGGACUCAUUUUGUACACGUCCAGCGGCGCGGCCACCCUGCAGUCCUCGCCCCUGUACGCAGUGUACGCCUCGGUGAAGGAGGCCAUCUGCUCAUUCGCCAAUUCGUUAAGUGUCGAGUUGAAGGAACAGAACAUCCAGGUGCAGUGCCACGUGCCUCUAUUCAUCGUGACGAAGCUGUCCAAGAUAAGGAAGCCCAGUGCAUUCGUCCCAACGGCGGAUGCAUACGCAAAGAGCGCAAUUAAAAGGAUGAAACAGGGGAAUAGCACCUUCAGCAGUGUUAUAUCCUCCCCCUAUGUCCUUCACAGAGUGCAAACCUGCCUCUACAACGCCGUUCCGAAGCUGCUGUUUGACACCAUGUCCUUCAUGACUCUCAAGGCAGUUAGACAAAGGGCGUUAAAGAAGGCGAGAAAAUCUGACUAA